GAAGUUUUAGCACAAGAAAAGCCAUUAACAAUGUUGAAAAUGAUAACCUCAAGAGCUUCUUUGCUUUUACUUUGUUUCCUUUUUCUCUCCUCACUUUCAUGGGCAGCUUCAGCUCAUGCUAAUGAAGCUUUUCUUUCAUGUCUUUCCAGUCAGUUGCAGAACUCCACCAAUAUCUCCCAAGUGAUUUACACACCCAGUAACCCUUCGUAUUUAUCUGUUCUGAACUUCUCUGCCCAAAACUUUCGAUUCACUACACUUGACACCCCUCGACCUCUAGUCAUAAUCACACCGUUGCAAGAGUCUCAUAUUCAGAUAACUGUAAAUUGUUGUCGAAAAUAUGAUAUCGAGAUACGAAUUCGAAGUGGUGGACAUGACUAUGAGGGCCUUUCUUAUGUUGCUCAAGUACCCUUUGCCAUCAUUGAUCUGCGUAACAUGAGUUCAGUGUCCGUUGAUGUCGAAGAGAAAACAGCGUGGAUUCAAGCUGGGGCGACUCUUGGUCAAGUUUAUUAUUACAUUGCAAAUAAGAGUAGCACUCUUGCCUUUCCGGCAGGUAUUUGUCCGUCGGUGGGUGUGGGUGGACAUUUUAGUGGGGGAGGUUAUGGUAUGUUGAUGCGUAAAUUUGGCCUUGCAGCUGAUCAUAUCAUUGAUGCUCGAUUAAUUGAUGUCAAUGGUAGAAUUCUUAAUAGAAAAUCAAUGGGGAAAGACCUCUUUUGGGCCAUUAGAGGAGGUGGAAGUGCUAGUUUUGGGGUCAUUUCAGCAUGGAAAGUAAACUUAAUUACUGUUCCAGAAACUGUUACUGUUUUCAGAAUAAACAAAACUUUGGAACAAAAUGCGACCACGCUUGUCCAUCAAUGGCAAUACAUCGCACCAAAGAUUGAUGAAAAUCUUUUCAUCAGAGUCUUCUUAAGUAAUGUGAACUCUAGUAUAGACGGAAAUAAAACAAUACAAGCUUCGUUCACUGCGUUGUUUGUUGGUGGGGUAGAUGAUCUACUUUCAUUGAUGCAAGAUAACUUUUCAGAGUUAGGUUUGGUACAAGAAAACUGCAUAGAAUUAACUUGGAUUGAAUCAGUACUCAAUCUUUUCGGUGGAGAAUCAGUCAAUAACUUGUUGAACAGGGAAUUCCCCUUCAAAAGUAACUACAAACUAAAAUCAGAUUAUGUAAAGGUGCCCAUUUCAGAGAGUGUAUUUGAAGGAAUAUGGGAAAUAUUAUAUGAAGAAGAGAUCAAUGUGGUUUUAAUGGUAUUAAAUCCUUAUGGCGGAGUGAUGAGCAAGAUUUCAGAAUCUAAAAUACCUUUCCCACAUAGAGCUGGAAACUUAUACCACAUUGAAUACCAAAUAGUGUGGGCUGAAGAAGGGACAACAGCUUCAGAAAGGCAUAUCAAUUGGAUUCGAAGGCUCUACAAGUAUAUGACUCCUUAUGUUUCUAUGAAUCCGAGAGAAGCAUAUAUCAAUUACAGAGAUCUUGAUAUAGGAGUCAACAAUGAAGGCAACACGAGUUAUGCACAAGCAGGUGUUUGGGGUACUAAAUAUUACAAGAAGAACUUCAAUAGAUUGGUGAAAGUGAAGACUUUGGUUGAUCCUAGCAACUUUUUCCGGAAUGAACAAAGCAUUCCACCAAAAUUUCUACCAUGGAUACAGAGAAUUGGAGAUCAUUCUCCAAUGGGAAAAGACAUUAUGUAAAAAGUCCUACUUUCUACUGUUAAAUCAUCAAUAAAGGAACUAUGAAUAUGAGGAAGAUGUUUUCUCAGAGAUCAAAAUCAUCUUUGUUUUAUAUUUUGUCAAUUUUCAUGAGUUCAAUUUUCUACCAUAAUAGUCACUUGAUCCUAUUGUUCGGUUUCAAUGUAUCCUCUCGACACCAAAUAGGGCAUAACAAAAUUUAAGGGAAG
Molecule: messenger RNA, 1886 nt
Organism: Ilex paraguariensis (yerba mate)
Lineage: Eukaryota; Viridiplantae; Streptophyta; Magnoliopsida; Aquifoliales; Aquifoliaceae
Source: the annotation of a GenBank genome assembly